GGGGGUGGCAUACGCCAGUUCCCAUCAGAGUCCUUCAUAUGUGACCGAUCAGAAGCAAACUUUUUCAAGUAGGUGUCGCCUGGUAUGACGCGAAGCUUCCUGAAACACAGCAGCACUUUCUAAUAGAAUGCAACACCUUGAGACCAUUGAGAGCUACAGCAUGGAUAUAAAUGGGACCUGACCUCCUCGGGCUUCAGUCUGAGUUUGGACCGGGAGCUCAUCAUGACUAACGGAGUGAGCGGAGGACUCAGCGGUCUGCAGGUAGAAUCAAGCGGCCUUCCAAGAAGGAGAUACAAAAGAUACACUACAGGAACUUACAUCGGACUUAUUGCAUACGCAAUUCAAGAUUCACCAGACAAGAUGCUCACGUUCAAACAGAUAAUGAAAAAGCUGGAACCAUUCGUCUUCGGAGACAAAAAGGGCAUUGAGAACAACAUCAGAGUCUGUCUUUCAUCAAACAGGUGUUUUGCAAAGGUGCCAGUCGAUCCGGAUUAUCCAAAUCCUAAAAAGAACUUCUGGAAAGUGGAUGAAAAUGGCAUUACACCAAAAAUGUUUCGCCGACAUUUCAAAUAUCUAAUCAACAUAUUCCCUGGCCUGUCGAUUCAGACACAACAGGUGGAUGGGUGUGAAGACAGUUCUAAUGCUACUGAGCCUCUUACUCCAGCCUGCAAGGUCACAGAAAACAAAAGUGAAGGCAAAUUUACAGGCCCCUUUUCCAUAGAUUCAUUAUUGAAGAGCGACCGCGAGGUGAAGCGCACGCGCAGCACGCGUUUGGAGGAACACGCACAGCGUGGAGCGACCAAGAGAAAAAACGUUUAUGAAUAUGAUGCAGUGAAGUGUUAUUACCCUGUUUCAGCAGUAGGAUGUGAACUGGCCUCAGCGAAAAGACCUCGUCUAUCUUCAGGACCUCAGUUCGGACAGUCUCUGCCUCCACAUAUCACAUACAAUCACCAUGUCCUCUUCAGCUCUCCUUCAAUGUAUGAUACUAGAUAUGUCAGCUGGUGAACAGCCAGAAUGACUACAAGUAAAUAUGAAGAAA
This is a messenger RNA of Onychostoma macrolepis, 1039 nucleotides long. RefSeq names its product forkhead box protein H1-like. Bases 223 to 1005 code for a protein of 260 amino acids. The record is from RefSeq and is a predicted model, not a curated record. Gene Ontology annotation, biological process: cell differentiation; anatomical structure morphogenesis; regulation of transcription by RNA polymerase II. The transcript is spliced from 4 exons. Gene Ontology annotation, molecular function: RNA polymerase II cis-regulatory region sequence-specific DNA binding; DNA-binding transcription factor activity, RNA polymerase II-specific. NCBI's taxonomy places the organism in Eukaryota, Metazoa, Chordata, Actinopteri, Cypriniformes, Cyprinidae.